AGGGAUUGGCAGAGAGGGAUGGAGGACACUGAAUGGAGGCCAAUGGAGGGAUUGGAAGAGAGGGGUGGAGGACACUGAGUGGAAGCCAGUGGAGGGAUUGGCAGAGAGGGGUGGAGGACACUGAGUGGAGGCCAGUGGAGGGAUUGCCUAGAGGAGUGGAGGACACUGAAUGGAGAGUUUGGAGGCAAAGGGGAGUAAGGAGAUGGAUCUUAGGUUGCUAAGAUUGGUGGGGUCCAGUGAGGACUUUUUAAGUAUGGGGGUGACUAGUGCAUGUUUUAGAGAGUUGGGGAAGAUGCCAGUAGAAAGGGAGAGAUUGAAGAUAUGAGUUAAAGAGUGAAGGAUAGAGCCAGAGGGUGACCGUAGUAUUUACGAGGGAACAGGGUCCAGGGGGCAAAGUGG
Molecule: messenger RNA, 399 nt
Organism: Staurois parvus
Lineage: Eukaryota; Metazoa; Chordata; Amphibia; Anura; Ranidae
Source: the annotation of a GenBank genome assembly